Molecule: messenger RNA, 669 nt
Organism: Ichthyophthirius multifiliis
Lineage: Eukaryota; Ciliophora; Oligohymenophorea; Hymenostomatida
Exons: 1
Source: RefSeq, a predicted model, not a curated record
AUGUCUUAAAAUUAAAGUAAUAAUCCACUAGGUUAAUCUUUAAUUGAUCAACAAGUAAAAAGUAACACUAGCGGCACUUAAUUUUUCCGUCGAUCAAUAAAUGAGGUACCUGUCCCAAGAUUUGACAGUCCCUUCCAAUUUGGUCGAAAAUCCUACUAAUUAACCAAAGCCCAACCAAUAAACAUUAUUUUAUCCACAGAAACCGAAAUCCCUCCCCAAUAACUACCCGAAUCUGAAAAAACUGGUGAAAAAACUAUCCAGUAAGCCCAAAAAAUAAUAGAAAACCAAGAUUUUAAAAAACUCUUAGAUUUCGUAGAAGAUAACUAAGACGCAAUUAUAAAUACUUAGAAAAAUCCCGUAUAAAAUUCUCAUAGAAUGUCUGAGGUAAAAAAAGUAACAUUUCUAGAAGGCUUUGGUGACUAGUAAGACUAAAAUUCAUUGAAUUUCCAAACUGACAGAGUAUCUAAGAUCCAGCAAGCUGCUCGUUAAACCAUAUUCCUAAGUUCCAGUUUAAACUUCAAUAUAGACGAUGUAAUGGGUUUCGAAGAUAAUAAAUUUCUAAUAAGAAACGGCGGUUCAAGAAAUAUCCAAAUAUGCCAUAAACGAAAAUUUAAUAAGUGCCUUAGGGGCUUAUAAAAACGAAAUAAUAGAACAAAGAAAUUAAUUUGA